Phytophthora sojae is the source of this 8028-nucleotide messenger RNA. RefSeq lists its product as hypothetical. NCBI's taxonomy places the organism in Eukaryota, Oomycota, Peronosporomycetes, Peronosporales, Peronosporaceae. Gene Ontology annotation, molecular function: protein binding. The transcript is spliced from 7 exons. The record is from RefSeq and is a predicted model, not a curated record. The coding region runs from base 1 to 8028 and encodes 2675 amino acids.
AUGGAGCACGAUGAGCAGGCAAAACUCGACUUGCAGACCAGCAGGGGCGACGCCGACGAUACCAAAGAAGAACCAAAUUCUACAGUUGAGGAGCAACCAAGUGGCGGCUCCGAGUCGCGAGAAUUGAGCGAGUUAUCGCCGUCCAAAGCUGCCCAUGAGCUGGUGCGCAAGGCCAUGCUGGCCUGCUUCGUCGCGGACAAGGACUGCUCCCCAACUGAAAGGGAGCGAUUAGUCCGAGACGUGCAGAAGCUCUCCAGGACGUUCGCCAAGCGGCUGCUGCUCCCUCCAGAGGAGAACGCAGCAGCGGAUGAAGGGGAGGAGGACAGUCAGUCGCAGUACGUUCUACCGCGGGGGCGGGUAAUACCCCCCUCUGCCUACUUCUCCUUCCGAGAUAACGGGAGGAUGCACCUCCCUAUAGUGGACUGGAGCGCGUUCCGAGGCUACUCAGUGGCGGUGUGGAUCAAUGUGGACUUUUGUCUCGCCAAGGCGAAGAAAGAGAGCGCGGCGGUGGAGGGUGUGGCGCAGGAAGAUUUAUACGCUAAGUUCAAUCUCUUCAGGUUCACGAACGGCUCUAAUACGCUCGGGGUGGAGGCGUCGCUGGAGUAUACAGAGGACUCGAGUGGGGGAGGGCAUGGGGUGCUGCUUAAUGUGAGUUGUUGCGCUCCGGGGAGCACUGGGGACGCCAAGAAGUCGGCGUCCAUUGCAGCGCCUUCGUCGAACUCGCCGGAGUGGAGGAGGAUUCAGCAGGAGAUUGAUCUGGCGCCCGGUGAGUGGCAUCUGCUCGUGAUAUCGCACUCGCUGCACUACGUCAAGAAGAGCAAAGUGACGUGCCACGUAGACAACAAGCUGCAGUUCAAGGAAGAGCUUGUGUACCCGUCUGGACUGGUGACAGCGUCCAAAUGCACGGUUGGAGGUGGUCGCAACGCUAAGGCCAAAAUUGCCAGUGUAGCCAUGUACCAGGAAGAGCUCCCACGCGGGACGAUAGACUUGAUGUAUGCGCUGGGGCCCAUGGCGUCUUCGUUUAAUCGGUGGUCUGCGGCAUUACCAGCUCAGUCUAGCCGGAUGGUUGCUGGCACCCACGAGCGUGCGCUGGGGCCGUCCCCUUUGUCGAUUCCGGAGAACGAGUCGUUUGCGGCGUUCUGCAAGCUACAGGUCGUGUUCGCUUUCAAUGCACAGAACACUGUCAACGAGGACUAUGCUGAUCUUGGGGUGGAAUGGUUGUGUGAAGGGACGACGCCUACGACUAACGGGAAAUGGCUGGUGUUGGAGAAUACGGUGGGGGCGUCUGCUGAGAUCCAGCAACGAAACGCUAGGCUUGGCAAAAGCACGCAGAAAAUGAUCUUCCCCGACUACCACGCGGCAUGGUAUCGCUCAGUUGGUGUCUCCUCGUUGCCGGUACUGCUGGACUACAUUUUGACGGCCUACGAGAGAGUUUUAAAGAAGCAGACGGCUGAUACGUCGACUGAAAGUGACCGUCAAGCACAAGAAGGAGAGAGGCCUCUCUCGGCAGUCAUGGAAAGCGUAGUGGUGGAUUUACUGUGGAUCUUGAAUGGUAUGCUGCAGAGUAACGUGGCCAACCAGCAAGAAGUGCUCCAGAACUACGUGUUCCACAUGCUGUCGCACGUCAUGGUGCAACACAAAAACUGUCUUUCCGUGAUAUGGACGCCUGGAAGUCUCGUCGUUUGCGUUGAAAUGGUGAAGAGUUUGUUCGGGAUGAUGCCGCCGCCGAAGAAAAGCCUCGAGUUUGGCGACAACCACCCUUUCCACAUGUCUGUAUGGGCGACAAACCCACUAUUUGCCUCUGGAGUAAGAGCCAUUCUCAUGGAUCAUCGUCUGUGGACGCAAGCGGAUUACAAGACGCAGUCUAUCUACAAUCACCAAAUGUACGGCCUCGCUUGCGAAUACCCACGAGCGUUCAACAACAUGCAGGCGGUUCCAAAGGUGCUGGAGAUUCUCGGUAACUUUUACUCGCGAUUAACGGAGCCCGAUGACAAGGACCACCACUGGAAGCAGCAAAGUAUCCAGAGUCUGGUAGAGGUUAUCGAGGUCUGUCUGACGAAUCAGAGCACACAAGUACACGAAGUGCUGGAGCAGGAGGUGAUGGAGACCACGUUUGCGCGAGCGAGUAUCACUGCAGGGACUGGUGGCGGCUCUACCACAAGCGGAUCGGGGCCGUCGCCGUCUCCUGCCACCCCGUCGUCGUCUUCGACAUCGCCUUCGAUGGUGGUGCCUGGCCGGAAAGGAGGCGUGUUUAGUAUCAAUCUGGAGAGUAUUGUGUGGAGCGACCAAGCGUCUGGAGCAGCUUCGUCUGGAAACCCGGACGCCAGCGCCGCUGAGGAGAAGAGCGCCUCCCCCAAGAAGAGCGUGCUGCAUUCAGUCCAAGUCCGGUUCUCACUCGUCCGUGACAUUCGCGCUGUGAUUCGCUUCUUGAUGACUUGCAAGGAUUCUGCUGUUUGUACCUCGAUACUUCUUCUGUUGCGGCGACUCGCGGUGUCCUUCCUGGACAUGCGUUUUGCUCUAGUAAGUUCCAGUAUUAUGGAUUGUCUGCUGUAUCUCAUGCAUGAUCGGCGCAGUGAUGCAGAAAGCAACGGUGCAAAUACCAGCAAAGAGGAUGGAGACGACUCGCACGUCUCGAUCCACGUCCGAAUGGCUUGCGUCCCUUUGUUCAUUUAUCUGCUGGAUUGGCUCGAGUCUAUCGAAGGCCGCACAGUUUGGUGCGGUCUAGAGGAACAUUUGCGGUUAGUCCUGAACGGUCAAGGCAGUUUUUCGGUCGGGUUUCUGGAGCUUAUGAUGGAGUUCUACUUCGACCCGGCGUGGCUACUGGGUGUCCAGCACAGCAUCAUUAUGAACGACCCUUCUAAGAAGGACUCGCUGCUGUUCCCAAUUGCGCCUGCAGCGGCGAAUAAAUCGGCUGUCGCGCAUGAUAAUGGAUUUGAAGAUGGUAUUGCCGUUGCUUCGUCGUCGCUCACUACUCCAGGAGAAAUAAGCGCCGGGAUCGGCGGUUUGGUUGAGUGGAUUAAGAUGGCAAACCAGUUCGUGGGCAAGCGUCUGCAGUUGACGUGGGAAAAGCGGGCUGCUGUGAUCAGGCUGACAGCGCUACGAAGCCUGUCUAACGUUGGCGCGGAGGUUCGGAAUGGCGCUGAUAACAACUCGGCGUUUGUUGCAGAUAUGUUUGAUGAAGGGGUUAGUGGGAUACUGAGUCUGCCUCUGAAGGGGAUUUUGCCGUUUCUGCCGAUUUUAUUGGGGAAAAGCACUCCACACUUUCGGGAGAAGGUUCUCAUGGAUAUCAAUGUGAAGCUGAAGACCGACGAAGACCUUCAGCAGCAGCUACUCUUGAUGAAAAAGGGCUGGGCGGAUGCGCUUCUGGAGUUAUCGUUAACCUGCUCCGUUGGAAUCGAGCUUGUUAACGCUGCUGGGAGUGAAGAUGGUAGCACUAACGCCAGUGAUGAGAACUGCGGUCGGGCUUAUAGCUUCGAAGCUAGCAAGACGGGGGAAGAUCUUGUUCUGGAUACGAUCGUGUCGCUGCUUUGUCUGGCGAUGAGCAACUCGCAUGGGUGGCGAUCAUUUACUCACUUGCUGUUGGCCUUAAAGGGAAUGCAGGUGAAGUACGAGCUUACAGAUGGGACCGCAAGUUCUCCUGCUUUAUCCUGGCUCCCUCCAUUGGCUCAAGUGGUUCCGCACGUCAACCGGUCUGAGUUAUUCCGUGAGCCUUUGAACUGGAUUUGUCGAGUGGUCGGUAUUGUCUUGCAGCGGAUGGCGAGGAGCCGAACGAUUUUGUCCCGAACACUAGCGGAAAAUGUGCAGCGUUUGAUGUUCCUGGUUCACGAAACGCUACUGGCCGUGCCGCUAAGAUCUUCAGCAAGUGACGAUACGGAAGCCUCUACGAAUGGUGUAUCAGACAAGUAUUCGUGGUCCGACGCCCAACUUUUCCUAUUGAAUGCCGUGUUGGAUAUCUGCGCUCGAUUAGUCGAGAGCACGCACAAAAUGCAUCGCGUGGGUCUCUUUCCUGGUCUGCAAAUACUGCAGAACGCGCUGUCUUACGUCACUGGUACCAAUAUGAUGGAACGCAUGGUGAAGGUAUUAGUGCAGAGUUUCCAGCAAGAACUGACCGCUGGGUCUGCACUCCGUGUUUACGAGUCCGUGCCUACGCGCGACGUGUUCCUCCGUGCGCUGGUUGAUCUUCGGCGCGCGCUGGUUGUACACAAGAAGGAAGAACUGCUGGUGUUGCUGAGGGGUUUGACUCUUCGGAUAUGCACGUCCGGCUCCUUUAACGAAGAUUUGGGCGUCGCGGGUCUAUCGGUGCAUGAGCUUGGAGAGAUUACUGAGCAACAAGCAGUGGAAGUCGUCUUAGACGCACUAGCGCUGUCUAUUAACGAUACGGAAUUGCAUGAGCGAGAGGAGGUGGAAGAUAUGGUGCCGUAUUUCCCGAUAGCUAAGGAGCUGCAGAAGUCACAGCAAACAUCCACUGAUGUUCCUGAAGAACCGGUGUCAGCAGAGAAGAAGUACGCCAAUGUGGAUUAUGCCGACGACAGCGAGAGGGUGCUCUGGGCAGCGCUAGAAGUGGAAGAGAACCGAAUGCUGGCGACGUUGCGGGAUGUGACGACUCGCGAGAAGCAGCGUGCGAUGACUGAACUAUCGGCCCAGCGCGAACAGAAGCAGCAGUGGACUCAGAAAUUGUGGUUGAAACACGAGUUUACCUUCCGCUCGCAGAACCAGUAUGACUCAUUGCGACGUGCUGCACCAGACACAUUGACAACAUUGCAGAAAACGCUCAUGUGGAGAUUGGGGCUCUACGAAACUCCGUUCCCGGCUCGGAUGCGACGGACAGUCGAUGUGGAUUUGCAACACUCCUCAGCAUUAUCUCUGCCGUUGGAAAUGCUUCAUAGCUUCGAAGGAGACACCGAAGGUAGCGAAACGAGUUCGACUAAUGGGGAGAAUUUGCUGGAGCGGGUUGGUCGGGUGGUAGCACAGCAGCGUGGUGGUGAAAUUAGAGAUAUUACGUCCGACGAUGCACUUCCAGCGUCCGAGCUGGCGGAUACCUACGUACCGAGUGCAGACAACGGUGAUAAGGAUCCUCUGGAAGAAUACAAAGGGGACCCCUCAACAGCAAACGCGGGGGUGGAUGAUGGCAAGCAAGCGGCAUCUACGACAACCUCCACCGCGUCAAAGGGAUCCGCUCUGUUGGGUCAGGGCGAAAAGGGGCUGGAUCCUAGUGCUGGCAUCGCAGUAGCACCGGAUGACCAAGUGUAUGCCUGCGUAACGUGCCGGCGCGUGGUACCCGAGGGUGUUGUGCUAGGCCGUUUGUCCCUGUGCGGUAAGCAUAUCGCCUUCGAGCCCCAGCAGGAGCUGCCCCAGAACGCACAAACCCCUGGAGGAGGUAUCGCCCCAGGUACGACUGAUUUCGAUGAUGGAACUCUUCCUGCGCCCUCGACUAUAAGUGCGGACGAAGCUGCUCCAGGUCUUCACCGGUGCUGGCGUUGGAAAUACUCGCAUCUGGUGGGCGUUUAUCUCCGCCGCUAUCGACUACGCGACUCGGCGAUCGAGAUUUUCCUCCGCAAUGGCAGCACGCACUUCUUGGACUUCCCGCUGACGACCAAGCAACGGCGCAAUGAGUUUGUGCGGGUGUUAUACUCCUUCCUCCCUCGAAGCACCCCCAAGCAGUGGCCUGGGCGUGUGAUUCCACACUUAGCAGCGACUACCAAGGCGUGGCAAAACCGGCAGAUCAGCAACUUCGACUACUUGAUGGCGCUGAAUACGUUUGCUGGACGCAGUUUCAACGAUCUGACCCAGUACCCGGUAUUCCCGUGGGUGCUCUCGAACUAUGAAGACUCUACGCUGGACCUGAGCGACCCUCACAACUUCCGUGAUCUCUCGAAGCCUACUUGGCGAAUGUGCAACUCGCAGAUGUCCGAGGUCAAGGAGCUAACGCCCGAGUUUUUCGCUAGUGACGGGACCUUCCUGCGGAACAGGAACGGUUACGUGCUUGGCAAACGCCACGACCAGCAAGCGGUGGGAGAUGUGCAGCUACCCAAGUGGGCGAGUACUCCCGAGGAGUUUGUACGUAUUCACCGCGCUGCGCUUGAGAGCGAGCACGUUUCUCGCCAUCUGCACCAGUGGAUCGACCUCAUUUUUGGUUUCAAGCAACGCGGGCGAGCGUCACUGCAGGCGAACAAUGUGUUCUACUACCUGACGUACUACGGCGUCGUGGAUUUGGACAAGGUGGAGGACCCCUUCUUGAGGGAGUCCAUGGAGCUGCAAAUCGCCCACUUUGGCCAGUGCCCCAUGCAGCUCUUCGCCACUCCUCACCCCAAGCGUCAUGCUGCAUUCGCGCGCAGUGCUGUUGGGAAGACAGCUCCUCCUCCAGCGAUGAAUAACAAGCCCAUCUCAGGACGAGCAAGCCCACCGCUCAGUGGAGGAUUCCCAGGCAAAGAGGGAGGCUCUAACGGACCAGCGAGCAAUAUUCCUCGACCGCUCUCGCUGGCAUUUCAAGACUGCUCGCCUAUUGCUCAGGAGAAGCGUCGGAACUGGAGUCCUGUUGCUACCGUGAAACCCAUCGCUCAGAGCGGUAUCCGGCUGCUGAAGAUCCUUCCCGACCGUGUCGUCAGCGUCAACGACCUGGGCGUGAUCGAGGUCUACUAUUGGAAGUUGUUGCCGAAACCUGCUCCUCCAUUACCGUCAGGGAGUUUCUCUUCAAUUACGGACUCGCAGCGAGGGAGCGAGGUGGAGAAGCUGUUAGGUGACGUGCCGGCCGCUGAGGAAGAAGGUGAAGCUGAUGCAGUGAACGACUGUCCAUGGCUACUGGAGAUUGCGCGCGAUGACUCCCCGUUCGACUACGUGCCGCGGAUACCUGUCUUCGACCACGUUCAUCACGACGAGGAGAGUGUCCAUCAACACAAGCGGCAUCGAGGAUUCCCAGUGGUUAUCUCGCGUAAUGGACGCGUGCUUGCAUCAGGCGGAGCGCGUAGUGGCGCUUUACACUUCCGACUGCUGGACUUGGACAACGGUCACGUGAUUGGCAAGGCCAGCGUCGUGGGACACAGCGCCGCAGUGACGUGUCUGAGCUUGGAUCGCUGGAGCUACCACAGCCACAGCCAGGUGGUUGUCUCGACGUCGCAAGAAGAUGAAGAGCUGCUGGUGUCUGGAUCGCAAGACGGCACGCUCGCGCUCUGGCGUCUAUCAAGACUCAAGCCUGAUAUGCUGUUCCGCCUGCCUCGCGUCUCGCCUCGCCCUAUCCAGAUCCUUCGUGGCCAUGCGACUCCUCUCGUCGACUGCUGUGUGAGCACGUAUCUGGGUGUCGUUGCGUCAUGCUCACACUCUGUGGGCAUGGCGCACUUCUUGUACGACGAGGGCCAAGUAGCGUUUGUGUUCGAGCCUGCAGAGGAAGGCGGAGAGCUCGUUCGAGUGCGAUUGUCCGUGAAAGGCUACGCCAUCGCCAUCACGAGCAUUUCUCGAAGUGUGACCACCGCCAACGAAGCAGGAGGGGAGGCGGAGACGCGGACGGUGAUCUCCAGCGUCUGCCAGAUCUUCAAUCUCUCGGGUGUGUUGAUCCAGUCACACCACCUCCCGGCCGAGGAGAUCUCGGACGUGCAGGUGUCGGCCGAAGGCGACCUCAUCUUCCUCACACUCUGUCCAGGGGUCGUCCGCAUCUGCCGCAUCGAAGACUUCGUGACGGUGCAGGAGUACGUCUCGCCGUCUUCUGUGGGGUCAAUGAUCUCCGCGACGUGCUUCGGCCCCAAGGAGGCUGUGAUCCUGCUGGCUUCGGGUCACGAGGACGGUACGCUGUCGCUGCAGUUGCUGCCGGACGCGAGCGGAUCUGUAUCGUUCCUGGCCAACGUGCGUCGCCUGCUCGGCGUGUCGUCCAAGCUCAAGCGCGUCAAGGGCACGGUGCAGCACGCGCAGACGCUGGCCAUGUCCACUUUGGACAAUGCCAAGGCGGUCACGAGCACCGCGCGUGACAUCGCCGGCGAGGCGCUGGGAGAGGCCAAGGUCAUGAUGCGCGGCCUCUUCUCGUACCUCCAGAAGGGGUAG